CCCACUUUGAUCGAACAAAAUAUUUUUGUCCAGUUCUCUUUUUCACUGACCGCAACUGUCUCUCUUUCAGCCACUUCACAUUCCAAAAUACACAUCUUGUCUGUCAACAGAGCUCUGCACGGCACAUCAAAAUGUCUUCCAGCGAACAGACCUUCAUUGCUGUCAAGCCCGAUGGCGUUCAGCGUGGCCUGGUUGGCGAUAUCGUAAGCCGAUUCGAGAAGCGCGGAUACAAAUUGGUGGCAAUCAAGAUGGUGUCUCCUUCCAAGGAGCACCUCGAGAAGCACUACUCAGACCUCUCCGACAAGCCUUUCUUCAAGGGCCUCGUCACAUACAUGUUGAGCGGUCCCAUCGUCGCCAUGGUCUGGGAAGGCCGCGAUGCUUGCAAGACUGGUCGAUCCAUCCUCGGUGCCACCAACCCUCUCGCGUCUGCCCCCGGAACCAUUCGAGGUGACUACGCCAUUGACGUUGGUCGCAAUGUCUGCCACGGCUCCGACGGUGUUGAGAGCGCCAAGAAGGAAAUUGCGUUGUGGUUCAAGCCUGAGGAAGUCCAGAGCUGGAAGUCUGCCCAACAUGACUGGAUCUACGAGAAGGCAUGAACAGAGUCAUGACAGCACACCAGGAAAACAUGAGACUCCGAGCCGGAGCCAGUUGAAUAGGGUGCCUACGGCAAUGUCAGCCAUGACGAUGAAUCCCGCCCAAGUUUACAAGAGAUAGACUUACCGAAGUGGAGAAAUGACACGAAUGAUGAUUGCAUACGGUGUUUAAUCCCUUGGUUCACUUUCGGGUCGGAUGCCAAUCACAAUGGGGCAAUGGCAAGGCAUCAAAUCUUCGAUCUUCGAAAUAGUGCUUUUGUGGCAUUUCCGAUGGGGAUGAUGGCAAUCCGCGCAAACCAUGGGGAGCCCCAAACGCUGACGAGAAGACGCAAAGGCAGUAGAGCUUUCACUAAAGUAUAUGCUGUUGCGAACUCGAUCACCCAUCGUGUGGCACUUUCUCCUCGAUUGAACCACCGCGAGGCUGUGUCUUUGUGAUUUUCGAAGCGGCCAGCAUUGCCCUUCUUUGCCUCCUCUUCAACCUCCAUCUCGUCUUUUUCAUUGAUCCAGCCUUUCUUCCGGAAGUACCGCGCAAACUUCUCCACGCCUGCAGAGAUCCAAGCUCCUUCAGCAAAAUAUGGAGGGAGCCAGUGCCAGUAAUGGAAAGCUCCUGCUAGCCCGAAUAAUG
This is a messenger RNA of Cladophialophora immunda, 1218 nucleotides long. Its product is annotated as nucleoside diphosphate kinase. Gene Ontology annotation, biological process: UTP biosynthetic process; CTP biosynthetic process; GTP biosynthetic process. Gene Ontology annotation, molecular function: nucleoside diphosphate kinase activity. NCBI's taxonomy places the organism in Eukaryota, Fungi, Ascomycota, Eurotiomycetes, Chaetothyriales, Herpotrichiellaceae. The transcript is spliced from 6 exons. The record is from RefSeq and is a predicted model, not a curated record. The coding region runs from base 132 to 596 and encodes 154 amino acids.